UGUGACGUAACAAGAAAGAUUCGUUGGCCACUUGGUCUAGAAGAGUGCUCUCGGAGAAUAAGAUCUUAUAAACACACAUUUUGUUUGAACGCGGAAACUAUCAAAGAUGGCAGUUUACUCUACCAUGUGGAUAUGGAUUUCGAUACUUGUUACAACGGAGGGGAUCUCGACAUUUGUUAACCCUAACCUGAUUGGCCACGUUCAAAUCGCCGUAGACAUGGAUCGGGAUCAGCUACUGGUUGGAGCAAGAAACAGCAUAUUUCGAUUAUCACUAAGUGAUCUUCGUGUUAUCCAGACCGCUGAGUGGAAUGCAGACAGCGCCAAGACAAAACUCUGUGUCAGGAAGGGCUUCUCAAAGGAACUUUGUCACAACUUCAUCCGAGUGUUGUUUGUCUUCAAGGAUAAAGUGUUAGCGUGUGGAACGAACGCCUUUGAUCCACUGUGUUCCUGGAGAUCAGCUAAUGACAUUCAAGUGGUCAGGGGGUCAUUCAGCGGUCAGGCGAUCUGUCCAUUCAACCCGGAGGACGAGGUGUCCUCGGUGAUGUCUCACGACGGCAGUCUGUUUGCCUCGGCGGCCACUGACAGCCGCUCCCUGUACCCGCUCAUCAGUCGCAAACUGGGGCCGUUCAAACCAUUGUGGACGGCUUACAAUAAUCAAGUGUGGGUCAACUAUGAUGCAGACUUCGUGUCGGCCUAUGAUAUUGGAGAGUUCGUCUAUUUCUUCUUUCGUGAAACAGCUGCUGAAUUCGCAGCCUAUUUAAAAAUAAAAUAUUCAAGAGUAGCCAGAAUGUGUAAGAACGAUAAGGGCGGAUCGGUGAUUUUGGAAGAGAACUGGACAACAUUUUUGAAGGCCCGGAUGAUCUGCACCUUACCGGGUGAUUUCCCGUUCUACCUGGAUGAGAUACAGGACACGUACUAUUCCGAGACAAAACAGUUGAUAUACGCCAUCUUUUCAACCCCUCCGAACAGCAUUUCCGGUUCUGCGGUUUGUGUGUACAACAUGUCAUCACUUCAGAAGGCGUUCACUGGUCCAUUUAGACACAGGCAGGGUCCCGGCGCCUGGAUACAACGUGAAAACACUUACCCCGUGAAAACAUGUUCGAAAGCAGGGACAGGUAUCAGCAUGGAUGAGUUACAGCAGGCCGGUAUGAACCAGUUGAUGUAUUCGUCUUUAGAACCAGUGGACACUCACCCUCUGCUGUUCGCCGAGAAUCUCAGAUGGACUCACCUGGCGGUUGAUGACGUCGCGGGCAAACAUGGCGCCUACAGCGUGUUGUUCCUCGUCACGGAAAAGGGCAGACUGCGGAAGAUGCUGGUGACGAAUCACAUGGCGUGUUUCAUCGAGGAAAUCAAGAUCGAGGCGAACGGAAAUUCCACACGAGUCGACACAUUCAAGCUCUCUCGAGAAAAGGGAGCCAUUUUUCUGUCCACCUUGAGCAAGAUCUUUAAAAUCCCAGUAGCCAGAUGUGAGCGCUUCGCCAAUAAAAGUGCGUGUAUUGAGUCUAAUGAUCCUUACUGCGGCUGGAAUACGAAGACUGGCAAAUGCUCGCAAGCGCCAAGAGGGCAGACUGACGCCGAUCAUUGGCAUCAACCAGUACGUAGCUGCAGCAUACUCCAGUAUGUCGAUGAUGAUUCUGUCAAGUGGUCGGAAUGGAGUAUGUGUCAGCUGGCUGGAAAAUCAAAUCUUAAGUGUUUGUGUCGUCACAGAAAUUGUGUCGAGACAAAAGGUUACCAUGGAAACAGAUGCUCGGGACACGUCGGUUGUGCAGAAAGACUCUCACAGAAGUCCCGUCUAUGGAGCACGGUGGGUGUAAUCGUAACCAGUGUGGUGGGUACAGUCGUCUUUUCACUGAUUGUCGCAACAGUCGUUCUCUACCGACUGAAGAAGAAAGGAACCUCUCACGACAAGAAUAUAAUACAUAAUUCAAGUCGGCCAAACACGAUGGGGAAUACAACUGAGCAGCAUGACAACCCGGCAUACCAACACGAUUAAGCUGGAGAUGAGAUUCGUGUGUUGUGUGUUACAUCAAAAGUCCGAAGAAAUAACAUAGACUAUUAUCAUCAUAAAUGUGCACUGAAACAUAAAAUUAAAGUCAAGACUACCAGUUAAA
This is a messenger RNA of Gigantopelta aegis, 2111 nucleotides long. RefSeq names its product semaphorin-5A-like. Gene Ontology annotation, molecular function: chemorepellent activity; semaphorin receptor binding. Bases 107 to 1993 code for a protein of 628 amino acids. NCBI's taxonomy places the organism in Eukaryota, Metazoa, Mollusca, Gastropoda, Neomphalida, Peltospiridae. The transcript has 18 exons. The record is from RefSeq and is a predicted model, not a curated record. Gene Ontology annotation, biological process: negative regulation of axon extension involved in axon guidance; positive regulation of cell migration; axon guidance.